Sinocyclocheilus rhinocerous is the source of this 2485-nucleotide messenger RNA. RefSeq names its product retinol-binding protein 3-like. Gene Ontology annotation, biological process: proteolysis. The coding region runs from base 82 to 1905 and encodes 607 amino acids. The transcript is spliced from 4 exons. The record is from RefSeq and is a predicted model, not a curated record. Lineage: Eukaryota; Metazoa; Chordata; Actinopteri; Cypriniformes; Cyprinidae. Gene Ontology annotation, molecular function: serine-type peptidase activity; retinol binding.
CGGUCGAAGCAGACUCAGUUGACAAACCUCCCUGCAGAAGGACAGUUCAGCUGCGCCAUAAUAGCAGCAAAACAGAACAAAAUGGCUCAAGCUCUACUUCUACUAGCAUCGCUGCUGUUCUUCAGCAAUGUGGCUCACUGUGAUUUCUCUCCAACACUUAUUGCGGAUAUGGCAAAAAUUCUGAUGGACAACUACUGCUCACCAGAAAAGCUCGCCGGCAUGGAAGAGGCAAUUGACGCUGCAAGCAGUAACACGGAGAUCCUCAGCAUUUCAGAUCCUGCCUCCCUUGCCAAUGUUCUGACUGAUGGGGUUAAACAAACUAUUUUUGAUUCCAGAGUGCAAGUCACAUACGAGCCAGGUUUCGUACCUGUAAAACCCCCAGCUAUGCCUGACAUCCCACCAGAGCAACUGGCCGAAAUGAUCAAAGGCACUGUCAAAGCUGAGGUCCUGGAUGGUAACAUUGGCUACUUGAAGAUCCAACACAUCAUUGGAGAGGAGAUGGCUCAGAAAGUUGGGCCUGUUUUGCUGGAGUACAUCUGGGACAAAAUCCUCCCAACAUCCGCGAUGAUUCUUGACUUCCGCAGUGCAGUCACUGGUGAGCUGUCUGGAAUCCAAUACAUUUUGUCCUACUACACCGAUCCUGAGCCUCUUAUCCACAUUGAUUCUGUGUAUGAUCGCACCUCCGAUGUCACCAUAGAGCUGUGGUCCAUGCCGACCCUACUGGGAAAAAGGUAUGGCACCUCCAAACCCUUGAUCAUUCUGACAAGCAAGAAUACUCUUGGGAUUGCAGAAGAUGUUGUGUAUUGCCUUAAAAACCUUAAAAGGGCCACCAUCGUUGGGGAGAACACAGCUGGGGGAAGUAUAAAAAUCAACAAAAUCAAGGUGGGUGACACUGACUUCUAUGUGACUGUGCCAGUUGCUAAGUCUAUGAACCCCAUCACUGGCAAGAGCUGGGAAGUCAAUGGAGUGGCACCAGAUGUUGAAGUUACUGCAGAAGAUGCCCUUGACGCUGCAAUUGCAAUCAUUAAACUCCGUGCUGCAGGGUUGGUUCAGGCGGCAGCCACACUGGUUGCAGACAACUAUGCAUUUCUGAACAUCGGGGACGAUGUUGCUGAGAAGCUGGGAGCUGUUGCGGCCAGUGGGGAAUACAACCUGAUCUCCACAAAGGAAGAACUGGAAGCAAAGCUCUCUGCUGACCUCCUAAAACUGUCAGGAGACAAGUGUCUGAAGGCCAUCCCCGCACUUCCUCCAAAGAAUCCCAUGCCUGAGAUGUUCAUUGAGCUCAUCAAAGUUUCAUUCCACACUGAUGUAUUUGAAAACAACAUUGGUUACCUUCGCUUUGACAUGUUUGGAGACUUUGAACAUGUUGCUAAGAUCAUUGCGGAGCACGUCUGGAAUAAAGUGGUUGACACUGACGCGCUGAUCAUUGAUUUGAGGAACAACGUCGGUGGGUCCACCUCCUCCAUUGCUGGCUUUUGCUCAUACUUCUUUGACGGUGACAAGCAGAUUGUGCUAGACCACGUGUACGACAGACCCUCCAAUACCACAAGAGAUCUUCUGACCCUUACACAACUCACAGGCAGGAGAUACGGCAGCAAAAAGAGCGUGAUAGUCCUCACCAGUGGUGCGACCGCUGGUGCCGCUGAGGAGUUUGUUUUUAUCAUGAAGAGGCUGGGACGUGCAAUGAUUAUCGGUGAAACAACCCAUGGAGGUUGUCACCCCCCAGAGACCUUCAGUGUUGGCGAAAGCGACAUCUUUCUAUCUAUUCCAAUCAGCCAUUCAGACACUGCUCAGGGCCCUUCGUGGGAGGGUGCUGGCAUUGCCCCUCACAUUCCAGUGCCCGCUGAUGCUGCCCUCGACACAGCAAAGGGCAUCCUCAAUAAGCAUUUUUCUGGCCAACAAUAAGUUGUUCUCCUAAGCCUGUUAUGGAAGCCAAAUGAUAUUGCAAAUUAGUUAUUUAGAAGGAUGGCAUGUUGUGAAGAUGCUGUCAUGAUCUGUGUAGAUCUUUAAGGUAAUGUUUAGAAAGUACCUUUUUCUAUUCCUUUUCUUUGUUUCUGUAUUAUUUCGAACCCAAAGCAUGCAUUCUUUCAAGCACACUUGGUGGAGGAGAAUGCAGUCAAUGUUCUCAAAGUAAUAUUCAGUUUAGGCCUGUUCUAAACUUGAAGAUAUGUGUUGGGUUAUUUGUGAACUAGUUUCCUUCGUGCAAAAUGUGUAAAAUUUGUUUACGCUUGCGUUGUAAACACCUAUACACAUGCAUAUUAACAAACUGAAAAAUUUUCUUGAACUUGAAUCUUUUUCAGUAUAACUGGGGAAAAUUGCGACUUUGGAGUUAUAUUGAAACCAAAUGUUAAAACGUAAUAAAAACCACAUGGAAACUGUUCUAAUUGUAAUGUGUUUUAAAGAUUAAAUCAAAAAUUCCUUACAACUGAGGUAAAACGGGUUUAACAAACAUAAACCAAUUCCAGACAUACUUAUGUUUCUGAAA